GGCUGUGUCGGCUGUGUCUGCAUUCCAAGAAUUUCGCAGCAGUUUUGCGCCGGCGGCGGAGCAUAUAAAAGGGGCAAUCAGCGCCAAACGUGAAACAGUGCAAUCAAUAAACUUAAUGUGAAGGCUAAUCGACAAACACACACACACAACACGACGAUGAUCAAGAGCAAUCUUCCCACGAUCUCCCACCUGCAGCUAAUGGUGCUGCUGCCGUUCGUGCUCUUGGCAGCCUGGCAACUGCUGUGCGCCUGUCCUGGUGCCGAUGCCAAGCACUUGGCCGACCGUCACGGAUCGUACGACCCCGCCGCGGAGACCCAAACGCACAUCCACGGGCAGACCAGUGACGUUGCCCCCAGCGUUGUACGCCGGAAACGACACUUGUCCGAUUGGCUAAUAGCACCAAAUACACGAUGGUGCGGACGCGGUAACCUGGCCAAUGGCACCUACAAUGACCUGGGUGGCGCCUCCAAGGCGGACAAAUGCUGCCGGAAGCAUGACCACUGCAAAAUGUGGAUCGAUGGGAUGUCGAAUCGUUAUGACCUCUUCAACUAUCGUCCGUAUACGCUGUCCCAUUGCAGUUGCGAUUUGCGCUUCCGCACCUGCCUGAAAAUGGCCGGCGACGAGGAUGCCAAUGCCAUUGGCAAACUAUUCUUUAAUAUUGUGCAGACGCAGUGCUUCAGCUUAAAGGCGGAGACGGUAUGUGUGAAGCGCGGCGGCACCGGGAAGGAGUCCGAUCCCUGUGAGCGUGAGGAAGUGCGCCAUAAGGCUUACCUACGCAGCAACAAGCGGUUCUAAAGUGUCCUAUUUCAGUUGUCGUUAAACUGGAAUAUCCCCCCUGGAGGAGUCACCUUGCCCAUUUAAGGAGCGACCAAGAAAUCGCUAAGCAAUGCUGCAAUUGAGUUUGAAACUUAAUUGAAAGCCAUUGGCAUUGCGAAACUUUAUUCAUUAGAGCAAGAGCUGGAGAGGAGAGAUAUCCGUCUUUGUAUUAAGCUAUAUACUUACUAUAUAUACACACACACACACACACACACCUGAAAGUGCUAUUAUAAUGCCUAGUGGUAGUCGCUACAGUCAUCAAAUUCUAGUUUAGGCCAAAAGGUUCGAAUACAUUUACAUUAUACAUAUAUAGGCUGUCAGAAAACAAAGUUUUGAACAGCUCUGUAGUAUGUAGAACAUAGUAUACCCCUUAGGUACCUAGUAAGCGCUUUGUUAACGUACGUAAACCUAGUCGUAGUCGCAGUUGUAAUAAAUUAAAGGAAUUUCCAAAGAACAAAAAAA
Molecule: messenger RNA, 1278 nt
Organism: Drosophila kikkawai
Lineage: Eukaryota; Metazoa; Arthropoda; Insecta; Diptera; Drosophilidae
Gene: GIIIspla2
Product: Phospholipase A2 group III
Biological process (GO): phospholipid metabolic process; arachidonate secretion
Source: RefSeq, a predicted model, not a curated record